GGCCCUAUAAAUGGAGCAAGUCUUGGGGUGCAUUUGAGCAGGUUAUCUGCACCUGUACCCAAGGCUGCAAGCAUGGCUGUCUCAGUGCUGCGGCUGACGAUCGUCCUGGGACUACUCAUCUUGAUCCUGACUUGCCAGGCCGAUGACAAACCAGAUGACCAGCCAGAUGCCUCAGACAAAAAAACAGAGCCAGAAUUCCCCAAAUUCCUAAACCUUUUGGGCACAGAGAUCAUUGAGAAUGCAGUGGAGUUCAUCCUUCGCUCCAUGACGAGGAGCACAGGAUUUAUGGAAUUUGAUGAUAAACAAGGAGAACAUUCAACAAAGUGACUUCCCAGGACACACCCCACAAGAUUCCAGAAUAACCCAAGGGCAGCCAAUCCUGCUUUUCCAGUUCUGCUUCAGGAGUCCUCCAGAGCAGAGGCCCCAAAAGCAGCUCCAAGCAAGUUCUCAGGAUUCAGGACCUGGUUCAACCAAACACAACUAUUUUGAACAUCCUGACUUAGCAUUCUUGCCUCUAGAAGUCAGAAUAAAUGUGUCUUCUUAAUGUCACAUA
Canis lupus familiaris (dog) is the source of this 553-nucleotide messenger RNA. RefSeq names its product chromosome 2 C5orf46 homolog (gene C2H5orf46). The coding region runs from base 73 to 327 and encodes 84 amino acids. The transcript has 4 exons. NCBI's taxonomy places the organism in Eukaryota, Metazoa, Chordata, Mammalia, Carnivora, Canidae. The record is from RefSeq and is a predicted model, not a curated record.